AGGCCGCACGCGUCCCCGCGCCGUGCUCCACCCGGUCGAUCUAACAGAGGCCUAUAAAUUACAUAUCAUUAUGAUUUUAACCGUAUACCCUUAGUUUUAAGUGCUCUAAUUAGGUUGUGAAAGUUUCCUAUACGUAGAGAUAUAUAAUCGAAUAACUGCACAAUAUAAUUGUUUAAUGUUUACUAACAUUUAUAAAACUUUUUAUAAACUUAUAUGCGUAGUGUUUUGACGUGUUUAUAAAACUUUACGAAUUGAUAAUGUCGCAAGCGCAACUGGGAAGUGUGUCCGAGAAAGUACAGGAAAUAAAUCGAAGGAUGUCACAAGACAUGUCCGAGUCUAGUAAGAAACAGGAGACUCCUAAGAAGGAGCCAACUCAGAACGGUACAGAGAAGGUUUUGCCGCAGGAAAAACCACUCAAAGAAGAAAAACCUAAACUCGAUUAUGGCAGGUUGAGUCAGGACAGCAAGAACCCGUUCUCACCGCAUUUCUACCGCCGGCCGCACGGUCACUUCGAGAUGGGUCCACGUGGUCUAGAUUACUCCCCGCACAGGGUAGACGUGUCCAAUAGACUCCGAGAUUAUGGACCUCAACGUUCCACUUCAAUCCACGGCCACGAACUGACCGAUGGGCCGAUUAAGCCAGAAUACCUAGGUCAUCGAAGCCACUUCGGUAGUCAGAUUACAUCAGCUGGAAUCAGUCAUCCUGAUGUGGUGUUUAGGCACGAUUACUACGGUCAAGUUGGCUUUUCGCCCCCUAGAGCUUCCAGGUUUUCGUCUCAGGAGUACCUGAAUAUGCCUGCUCAAUAUGGACGAUGGCCUGACUACAGAGCAGAGUAUCGGCAGCGGCGUCGCUCACAGCAGGACCUGCACUCAUUGGAACAAGGAACAGAGUCAGUUACAGCACUCCGCGAGCACUGGGAUGAGGCCAACAACAGAGUACUGCAGCGGAAGGCACAGCUGGACGCCAUGCUGGGCGACUCGCAGCGCUACGAGGCGAGGCGGCGGGAGGCGGACGCGUGGCUGACCCGCAUGGAGACGCGACUGGCGGCGAUGCCUAUCCCUGGACACACCGCUGAUGUCCUGGAAAUGCAGCUUAGAGAGCAGAAGUCGUUCCACGCAGAGGUCCACCAGUACAAGCACCAGAUCGAGCUGUUCAAUCAGCAAACCCAGCGGCUGAUAGCCGUGUACCGCAACGAUGACACGUCACGCAUCAAGCGCUCCACCGAGGCCAUCAACCACAGAUACAACGAACUAAACAAUAAUAUUGUGGCACGAGGCAAGGCGUUACAUUCAGCGGUGUCGUCGCUGCAGAACUUUGAUCGUUCUCUGGAGAACUUCGUCGCUUGGCUGAGUGAAGCGGAGUCGAUGCUGGAUGCAGCAGAAAGGGAUCCUCAUCUGUUAAAGGAUCUGCAAUCGGAGAUCGAGACACACAGGAAUGUGUACGCAUCGCUCACUGGAACUGGCCGGCGUCUCCUGGGCAGCCUGUCUUCUCAGGAAGACGCUGUCAUGCUGCAGAGGAGACUGGAUGAGAUGAAUCAGAGAUGGCAUCACUUGAAAGCGAAGAGUAUGGCUAUCAG
This is a messenger RNA of Bombyx mandarina (wild silkworm), 1576 nucleotides long. Its product is annotated as dystrophin. Gene Ontology annotation, cellular component: plasma membrane. Gene Ontology annotation, biological process: synaptic signaling. The record is from RefSeq and is a predicted model, not a curated record. Lineage: Eukaryota; Metazoa; Arthropoda; Insecta; Lepidoptera; Bombycidae. Gene Ontology annotation, molecular function: protein binding; zinc ion binding.